Lactuca sativa (garden lettuce) is the source of this 814-nucleotide messenger RNA. RefSeq names its product calmodulin-like protein 3. The record is from RefSeq and is a predicted model, not a curated record. Lineage: Eukaryota; Viridiplantae; Streptophyta; Magnoliopsida; Asterales; Asteraceae. Gene Ontology annotation, molecular function: calcium ion binding.
UUCCUCCUCAAUAAACCCUCUACUCUACCUUUGUAACCAUUUUGGCAUAUUUUUCUUCUCUUUUUUUCUUACCCCGUAACUUUUUAUAUCAUAAUUAUGUUCUUGGUAAACCAAACUUAUCUUUGUUAAUCCCUCUCUUUCCCCUUUGGUCGUUAAUAAUUGCUCUUAUAAAUCGUUAAACACGUUCAACACAAUUUAAUUAACGUGUUGUUAUUUCCAUCCAAGAUGGAUCCAGCUGAACUACGACGUGUUUUCCAAAUGUUUGAUCGCAAUGGUGAUGGAAAGAUCACAAGGCAAGAACUAGCAAACUCUCUAGAAAACCUUGGGAUAUAUAUACCAGAUGAUGAUCUUGCCCAAAUGAUUGAAAAAAUCGAUGUAAAUAAGGAUGGGUUUGUUGACAUGGAAGAGUUUGGUGAGCUUUAUCAGACGAUAUUAGGGGAGAGGGAUGAGGAAGAGGAUAUGAGAGAGGCGUUUAAUGUGUUUGAUCAAAAUAGAGACGGGUUCAUCACUGUGGAAGAGCUUAGAUCUGUAUUGGGUUCUCUCGGGUUAAGGCAAGGUCGAACCGUUGAGGAGUGUAGGCUGAUGAUCAAGAAGGUCGAUGAAGAUGGUGAUGGAAUGGUUAACUUUAAAGAGUUCAAGCAAAUGAUGAAAGCCGGUGGUUUUGCGGGUUUGGAGACUUGAUUAAUUAUUCAUCGAAUUAAAUUAGUUUUAUUUCAUUCUAUGAUUUAAUUCUCUUUUAUUGAACACUGUACAGAUAUUCAGCCUUGAUCUUAACAAUUAUUCAUUAAUAUAUAAGUUUACUAUUCGUGUGUUA